Messenger RNA from Sinocyclocheilus anshuiensis, 954 nucleotides. RefSeq names its product claudin 10e (gene cldn10e). The coding region runs from base 1 to 954 and encodes 317 amino acids. The record is from RefSeq and is a predicted model, not a curated record. Gene Ontology annotation, molecular function: structural molecule activity. The transcript is spliced from 5 exons. Gene Ontology annotation, cellular component: bicellular tight junction; membrane. NCBI's taxonomy places the organism in Eukaryota, Metazoa, Chordata, Actinopteri, Cypriniformes, Cyprinidae.
AUGAAGAUCCGUGCUGAGCAGAUCUGGGGCUUCCUGUUAGCGGUUCUGGGCUGGAUCUUUGUCGCCUGCUCCAUGGCCAUGGAGUGCUGGAAGAUCUCCUCUAUCGGAGGGCAAGGUGGGAGCAACGUCAUAAAAGUGGGCUGGUACUGGUCCAGUCUGUGGAGGGCCUGCUUCACAGAUUCCUCUUCCACAUCUAACUGCUACGACUUCCCCGUGCUGUGGUCCGUGGAAGGUUAUCUUCAGAUCGUGAGGGCUCUGCUCAUGUCUGGGAUGGCUGUUGGAGUGCUGGCCUUUAUCCUGAGUCUCGUGGGAAUGGAAUGCACUUACAUCGGAGGAAAAGACAAAGAGAAGAACCGAUCUGUGUUCACAGGAGGCAUCUGUCACGUAACAAGUGGUAUGCUGGCUGCCUCUGGUUAUGCACUUUAUGCUCAGCAUGUUUCUGCAGAGUACUUCAACCCCAGAUUUGAUGGAUUGGAAUUUGAAUUGGGAACUCCCUUGUUCCUUGGAUGGUCAGGAUGUGCUUUUCAGAUCACUGGAGGGAUUUUCUUCCUAGUUUCAUUCUGCAGGCUCUGGUCUCAGACAUACAGCAGUGCACCAGUUCUCAGCGUUCCUGUUGUGGAGAGCAAUGCCUUGCGUUCCUCUCACACAAAUAUUUACAUCAUAUCUGAACUCUCCACAAAAUCCAACGGAUCAGCCAUAUCUGAGCUCUCCUCAAAGUCUGAAACAUCAUCUCUGUCAAAUGUGCCAUCGAAGAGCACACGUAUCUCAAGAACUGGACGUCCCUCAAAAUCCAGACGCUCUGAUAAAUCAAGAGGCUCUAUCAAAUCAGACGUAUCACGAUCAGUGAGCUCCUCACAGUCCUCAAGGAUCAGCAGAUCACAUUUAAACAACAAGAAAGUGUCCUCUCCAUCUGGAGGCACUACACAUGACUUCAUCAAGAACUCCUACCUCUGA